AUGAUUUCGAUUAUCUUUGCUGCCGUUGCGAUCUUUGCAGUUGGCUCGGCGCAUCCAAUGGAGAAGCGACAGGCCAAUGGUCCGUGGAGUUUAUAUGCAUAUGGCAACAACAUCGACGGGUUGCCCAUCUUCUAUGCAGAUGGUCAAGCUCAGAUCGGUAAUCUGGCCAUGUCAAAUGCAACCAACAAGUUCACAGUUUCCAUGACGUUUGGCGACAACCGAAACACUUGGGUUGCUCACCCCGAUACCACGACCACCUCGAACACCACUACUGAGUCUACCAUGUUCACCACAGCCGGUGUGGCCUCCAACACCAAUCUGCUGGGAUUGAGCGAUACUGGCUUAAUGGCUUUUCCAGUCAUCUUUACCACCCCGAGCGGCCAGGCAAGUAACAACACAGUUGCCACAAACACAACCAGCAUGUCAGCACCACAAACCAACGUGUGGACUUUAUAUGGAAAAUAUGUUAUGUGCAGCCAGGACAACGUCAACUUCUACGCCCAGCCCACAGGACAAGAUGGGUGGUAUAUAUUGCUAUGGAGUGCAACGGCAGAUGCAGCUCUUAGAAAUACUCCGGUGACUCUGAGAACCAUCGGUCCUGCCUCUGGCUAA
Molecule: messenger RNA, 612 nt
Organism: Penicillium samsonianum
Lineage: Eukaryota; Fungi; Ascomycota; Eurotiomycetes; Eurotiales; Aspergillaceae
Exons: 3
Coding region: 1-612 (203 amino acids)
Source: RefSeq, a predicted model, not a curated record